This is a messenger RNA of Nerophis lumbriciformis (worm pipefish), 1257 nucleotides long. NCBI's taxonomy places the organism in Eukaryota, Metazoa, Chordata, Actinopteri, Syngnathiformes, Syngnathidae. The record is from RefSeq and is a predicted model, not a curated record.
AUGUCGGACACCACCUUUCGCCCCUCGCUGAUCUCUUGGAACCUGACCCAGAGUUGCAACUUGCGCUGCCCGCAUUGCUACAUGUCGGCCGGCAAGAAGGCCGAGCGCGAGCUAUCGACCGACGAAUGCUUGACCCUGCUGCCCGAGAUGCAAACGCUCGGCACCGAGAUGAUCAUCCUCACCGGCGGCGAGCCGUUGCUGCGCAAGGACAUCUUCGACAUCGCCAGCGCCUCCUCGGAGCUCGGCAUGUGGACCGUGAUGGGCACCAACGGGGUGCUACUGAACGACCGGGUGGCGCAAAAGAUGGUCGAGUGCGGCAUCCAGGGCGUGGCGAUCAGCCUCGACUCGAUCGAUCCGGCCAAGCACAACAGCUUCCGCGGCGGACCCAACGCCUGGGAGCACUCGGUGCGCGCCCUCGAAGUAGCCAAGGCCCACGGCCUCGAAGUGCUGGUGCAGACGACGGUGAUGGACUUCAACCGCGACGAGAUCCCCGAGCUGAUCGAGUUCACCCGCCAGAAGGGCGCUUGGAGCUUCAACCUCUACUUCCUGGUCCAGACCGGCCGCGGCCAAGAAAUGAACGACCUCGGUGCCGCCGACACCGAGGCACUGCUCGGCCAGUUGGUCGACACCCAGGAAGACUUCAAGCCGAUGCUGGUGCGGUCGAAGUGCGCGCCGCACUUCAAGCGCUUAGCUUACGAGCGCGGCAAGGGCGGCCACGAGAGCGGCGGCUGCAUGGCCGGCACCGAAUACUGCCGCAUCACACCUGAGGGCGAGGUCACACCCUGCCCUUACAUGGACGUCUCGGCGGGCAAUGUCCUGCAGCAGAGUUUCAGCGAGAUCUGGAACGACUCACAAGUCUUCACCGAGCUACGCGACCGUGGCCAGCUGAAAGGCCGCUGCGGCGCUUGCGAAUUCAACACCCUCUGCGGCGGCUGCCGCUGCCGCGCCCACGCCGCCUACGACGACUACCUGGCUGAAGAUCCGGCCUGCACUUACCAACCCACUGGGGUAGCGCUCGUUGAGAACCCGUUGGUCUGGACCGAGCCCGCCCUGGCCCGCCUCGAGCGCAUCCCGAUCCGCUUCAUCCGCAACAAGGUCCAGAAAGGCAUGGAGAGCUUCGCCCGCAGCCGCGGCGAGCUGAUGAUCACCGCUGAGCUGAUGGAAGAGGGCAUGUCCGGCACCGGCCGGCCACCGGCAUUUCAAGGCAUGCCGUCGUUCGUGAAGGGCGACCGGCCAAGCUCGUCGCAGAAGGUCUAG